Aspergillus brunneoviolaceus CBS 621.78 is the source of this 826-nucleotide messenger RNA. RefSeq lists its product as uncharacterized. Lineage: Eukaryota; Fungi; Ascomycota; Eurotiomycetes; Eurotiales; Aspergillaceae. The transcript has a single exon. The record is from RefSeq and is a predicted model, not a curated record. Bases 135 to 458 code for a protein of 107 amino acids.
ACCCAGGCCACGGCUGAGGCAGACGCCCUAGAGGUUCUGGACCCCAUCCGCAGCACCAAGCUGACCAAGAAUGCCCUGCCCAUGAAGCCAGUGUUUGGCCACUUGCUCAAGGUCAUUUCGAAUGAGGUAGGCUGAUGCCUUCGCGCGCGCGGGUGAGGACGUGGAACGGGACUGAUGAACGAGCACAGAAAGAGGGACUAUGCGCGGCUCAAUUUUGCCACGAGAUGCAGGACUUCUUGACUUGGAUGCGGAUUCGGUGCCACGGACUGGCGGAAUCUCUGCGACGGAUCGUCGGGUUCGGGGAUGGAAAAUUGAUUGAAGUCUGUGCAGACCUGAUCGAUAAGCAGUAUGCCAUGACGAUCACCGAGUAUGAGAAGCUUAUUCGAUCUGGCCGCGACGAGGACCAGCCCGAUGACCCAGGCGAUGAUGCGGGACCUCCUGGGCAGGGCCCCCUUUAGGAAUGAGAAACCGGAGUGUCGACAGCGAAACUGAGUCGCACGGAAGACUUCUAUGUAGUGCCUUGAGUACUGUACAUAGAAAGUGGCCCCGGCCGGAUAGGAACAAGGUCAUUGACUUGGAAUGACCCUAAAGAGCUCUAAAGGACCCCAUCCCACAUGUAUGCUAUGAGUAUACCUCGUAUUCACUACCCGGUGCGACGCCUGGCCGCAUCUGGUCAGCCGAAGUGACUGAAACACAUUUUUGCUUAUGAUCUAGAGCGCGUGCAUGACCCACAUGGAACAAUAUCUUGUCAGCCUUUAAGCAAACCAUUCGCCAUACUGCAAUGCUGGCUGGGAAGGUCCGUAGACAAAAGACAGCAAUCGUUAAG